AAGGCACUGGAGCAGCAGAUGGAGAGUCACAGGGAAGCCCACCAGAAGCAGCUGUCCAGGCUGAGGGAUGAAAUUGAAGAGAAGCAGAAAAUAAUUGAUGAAAUCAGAGAUAUGAAUCAGAAGCUGCAACUGGAACAAGAGAAACUGAGUGCUGAUUAUGAUAAAUUAAAAAUUGAGGACCAGGAAAGAGAAAUGAAACUGGAAAAGCUCAUACUGCUUAAUGAUAAAAGGGAACAAGCAAGAGAAGAUCUUAAGGGGCUGGAGGAAACAGUGGCAAGAGAACUUCAGACUCUUCACAACCUACGCAAACUGUUUGUGCAAGAUCUCACCACCCGUGUUAAAAAAAGCGUUGAACUUGAUAGCGACGAUGGAGGUGGAAGUGCUGCGCAGAAGCAGAAAAUUUCCUUUCUUGAGAACAACCUGGAACAGCUUACAAAAGUUCACAAACAGUUGGUACGUGAUAAUGCAGAUCUUCGUUGUGAGCUUCCUAAGCUGGAAAAACGACUUCGAGCUACGGCAGAGAGAGUUAAGGCCCUGGAGAGCGCACUGAAGGAGGCCAAGGAGAACGCCAUGCGAGACCGCAAACGGUACCAGCAGGAGGUAGAUCGCAUUAAGGAGGCUGUGAGAGCCAAAAACAUGGCACGGAGAGCACACUCUGCUCAAAUUGCCAAGCCCAUCCGCCCUGGUCAUUACCCAGCGUCUUCUCCAACGGCUGUCCAUGCCAUCCGAGGGGGAGGGAUGUCAAACUCCAGCUACUAUCACAACACCAAAUAGACGAGAAGUAAGACCAAAGUAACUUACUCAUCUGUUCUUUCACUGAUCACCCAGUUUUCUUAUAUUUCAGUCUUGCUUUUAGAAAACCCACAGCAUUUUUUUUUCCUAGUUUUAGAAGGAGUCAUUUGCUGAUAAUUUAACUGUGAAAAUUAGUAAUUUAAGUGAGGAGUGCCUUGUUAGAAUGCUUUGCAAGCUGCUGAUGAGAAUUUUUAUUUUAAUGACUUAUCACUUAAAACUUUUUUAAUAAACUAAAAUAUGCUGGUAAAUCUGUACUGAAAUUCACACGUAGAGGUGUGAAACUCAUGUAGUAAAAAUAGAGUUCCA
Fulmarus glacialis (Northern fulmar) is the source of this 1098-nucleotide messenger RNA. RefSeq names its product kinesin heavy chain isoform 5C-like. The transcript has 7 exons. The annotation marks the transcript as partial. The record is from RefSeq and is a predicted model, not a curated record. Gene Ontology annotation, molecular function: betaine-homocysteine S-methyltransferase activity. Lineage: Eukaryota; Metazoa; Chordata; Aves; Procellariiformes; Procellariidae.